Odobenus rosmarus divergens (Pacific walrus) is the source of this 3855-nucleotide messenger RNA. It is a transcript of the gene PIK3CA, whose product is annotated as phosphatidylinositol-4,5-bisphosphate 3-kinase, catalytic subunit alpha. Gene Ontology annotation, cellular component: phosphatidylinositol 3-kinase complex, class IA; phosphatidylinositol 3-kinase complex, class IB; cytoplasm. Bases 176 to 3382 code for a protein of 1068 amino acids. Lineage: Eukaryota; Metazoa; Chordata; Mammalia; Carnivora; Odobenidae. The record is from RefSeq and is a predicted model, not a curated record. Gene Ontology annotation, biological process: phosphatidylinositol-3-phosphate biosynthetic process; phosphatidylinositol 3-kinase/protein kinase B signal transduction; cell migration. The transcript has 21 exons. Gene Ontology annotation, molecular function: 1-phosphatidylinositol-3-kinase activity; 1-phosphatidylinositol-4-phosphate 3-kinase activity.
UCUCCCUCGGCGCCGCCGCCGCCGCCGCCGCCGCCGCCGCCGCCCGCGGGGCUGGGACCCGAUGCGGUUAGAGCCGCGGAGCCUGGAGGAGCCCCGAGCAUUUCUGCUUUGGGACAGCCACACAUCUAAUUCCUUAAAAUAGUUUUAUAUGUAAAACUUGUAAAGGAUCAGAACAAUGCCUCCAAGACCAUCAUCAGGUGAACUGUGGGGCAUCCACUUGAUGCCCCCAAGAAUCCUAGUUGAAUGUUUACUACCAAAUGGAAUGAUAGUGACGUUAGAAUGCCUCCGUGAGGCUACAUUAAUAACUAUAAAGCAUGAAUUAUUUAAAGAAGCAAGAAAGUACCCUCUCCAUCAACUUCUUCAAGAUGAAUCUUCUUACAUUUUCGUAAGUGUUACCCAAGAAGCAGAAAGGGAAGAAUUUUUUGAUGAAACAAGACGACUUUGUGACCUUCGGCUUUUUCAACCCUUUUUAAAAGUAAUUGAGCCAGUAGGCAACCGAGAAGAAAAGAUCCUCAAUCGAGAAAUUGGUUUUGCUAUUGGCAUGCCAGUGUGUGAAUUUGAUAUGGUUAAAGAUCCUGAAGUACAGGACUUCCGACGAAAUAUUCUGAAUGUUUGUAAAGAAGCUGUGGAUCUUCGGGAUCUUAACUCACCUCAUAGUAGAGCAAUGUAUGUCUAUCCUCCAAAUGUAGAAUCUUCACCAGAACUGCCAAAGCACAUAUAUAAUAAAUUAGAUAAAGGGCAAAUCAUAGUGGUGAUUUGGGUAAUAGUUUCUCCAAAUAAUGACAAGCAGAAGUAUACUCUGAAAAUCAACCAUGACUGUGUGCCAGAACAAGUAAUUGCUGAAGCAAUCAGGAAAAAAACUAGAAGCAUGUUGCUAUCAUCUGAACAACUAAAACUCUGUGUUUUAGAAUAUCAGGGCAAAUAUAUUUUAAAAGUGUGUGGAUGUGAUGAAUACUUCCUUGAAAAAUAUCCUCUAAGUCAGUAUAAGUACAUAAGAAGCUGUAUAAUGCUUGGGAGGAUGCCCAAUUUGAUGCUGAUGGCUAAAGAAAGCCUUUACUCCCAACUGCCAAUGGACUGUUUCACAAUGCCUUCAUAUUCCAGACGCAUCUCCACAGCUACACCAUAUAUGAAUGGAGAAACAUCUACAAAAUCCCUUUGGGUUAUAAAUAGUGCACUCAGAAUAAAAAUCCUUUGUGCGACCUAUGUGAAUGUAAAUAUUCGAGACAUUGACAAGAUCUAUGUUCGAACAGGUAUCUACCAUGGAGGAGAACCCUUAUGCGAUAAUGUGAACACUCAAAGAGUACCUUGUUCCAAUCCCAGGUGGAAUGAAUGGCUAAAUUAUGAUAUAUACAUUCCUGAUCUUCCUCGUGCUGCUCGACUUUGCCUUUCCAUUUGUUCUGUUAAAGGCCGAAAGGGUGCUAAAGAGGAACACUGUCCAUUAGCCUGGGGAAAUAUAAACUUGUUUGAUUACACAGAUACUCUAGUAUCUGGAAAAAUGGCUCUGAAUCUUUGGCCAGUACCUCAUGGAUUAGAAGAUUUGCUGAACCCUAUUGGUGUUACUGGGUCAAAUCCAAAUAAAGAAACCCCAUGCUUAGAGUUGGAGUUUGACUGGUUCAGCAGUGUGGUAAAGUUCCCAGAUAUGUCAGUGAUUGAAGAGCAUGCCAACUGGUCGGUGUCUCGGGAAGCAGGAUUUAGUUAUUCCCAUGCAGGACUGAGUAACAGACUAGCUAGAGACAACGAAUUAAGAGAAAAUGAUAAAGAACAGCUCCGAGCAAUUUGUACCCGAGAUCCUCUAUCUGAAAUCACUGAGCAAGAGAAAGAUUUUCUGUGGAGCCACAGACACUAUUGUGUAACUAUCCCUGAAAUUCUACCCAAACUGCUUCUGUCCGUUAAAUGGAAUUCUAGAGAUGAAGUAGCGCAGAUGUACUGCUUAGUAAAAGACUGGCCUCCAAUCAAGCCUGAACAGGCUAUGGAGCUUCUGGACUGUAAUUACCCAGAUCCUAUGGUUCGAGGUUUUGCUGUUCGGUGCUUGGAAAAAUACUUAACAGAUGACAAGCUUUCUCAGUACCUAAUUCAGCUAGUACAGGUCCUAAAAUAUGAACAGUAUUUGGAUAACCUGCUUGUGAGAUUUUUACUCAAGAAAGCAUUGACUAAUCAAAGGAUUGGGCACUUUUUCUUUUGGCAUUUAAAAUCUGAGAUGCACAAUAAAACUGUUAGUCAGAGGUUUGGCCUUCUUUUGGAGUCCUAUUGUCGUGCAUGCGGGAUGUAUUUGAAGCACCUAAAUAGGCAAGUUGAGGCUAUGGAAAAGCUCAUUAACUUAACUGACAUUCUCAAACAAGAGAAGAAGGAUGAAACACAAAAGGUACAGAUGAAGUUUUUAGUUGAGCAGAUGCGGCGACCAGAUUUCAUGGAUGCUCUACAAGGUUUCCUAUCUCCUCUAAAUCCUGCUCAUCAACUAGGAAAUCUCAGGCUUGAAGAGUGUCGAAUUAUGUCCUCUGCAAAAAGGCCACUGUGGUUGAAUUGGGAGAACCCAGACAUCAUGUCAGAGUUACUCUUUCAGAACAAUGAGAUCAUCUUUAAAAAUGGGGAUGAUUUACGGCAAGAUAUGCUAACACUUCAAAUAAUUCGCAUUAUGGAAAAUAUCUGGCAAAAUCAAGGUCUUGAUCUUCGAAUGUUACCUUAUGGUUGUCUGUCAAUUGGUGACUGUGUGGGACUUAUUGAGGUGGUGCGAAAUUCUCACACGAUUAUGCAGAUUCAGUGCAAAGGUGGCCUGAAAGGUGCUCUGCAAUUCAACAGCCACACACUCCAUCAGUGGCUCAAAGACAAGAACAAAGGAGAAAUAUAUGAUGCAGCCAUUGACCUGUUCACACGUUCAUGUGCUGGUUAUUGUGUCGCUACCUUCAUUCUGGGCAUUGGAGAUCGUCACAAUAGUAACAUCAUGGUUAAAGAUGAUGGACAACUGUUUCAUAUAGAUUUUGGACACUUUUUGGAUCACAAGAAGAAAAAAUUUGGUUAUAAACGGGAACGUGUGCCAUUUGUUUUGACACAAGAUUUCUUAAUAGUGAUUAGUAAAGGAGCCCAAGAAUGCACAAAGACAAGAGAAUUUGAGAGGUUUCAGGAGAUGUGUUACAAGGCUUAUCUAGCUAUUCGGCAGCAUGCCAAUCUCUUCAUAAAUCUUUUCUCAAUGAUGCUUGGCUCUGGAAUGCCAGAACUACAAUCUUUUGAUGAUAUUGCAUACAUUCGAAAGACCCUAGCUUUAGAUAAAACUGAACAAGAGGCUUUGGAAUAUUUCAUGAAACAAAUGAAUGAUGCACAUCAUGGUGGCUGGACAACAAAAAUGGAUUGGAUCUUCCACACAAUUAAGCAGCAUGCUUUGAACUGAAAUGAUAACAGAAACCGAAGGCUCAUUAUCUGGAUUCUAUACUGCACUGUUAAUAACUGUCAACAGGCAAAGACUGAUUGCAUAGGAAUUGCACAAUCCAUGAACAGCAUUAGAAUUUACACAAGAACAGAAAUAAAAUACUAUAUAAUUUAAAUAAUGUAAACGCAAACAGGGUUUGAGAGCACUAAACUAGUUCAUUUCAAAAUUAAGCUUUAGAAUAAUGCGCAAUUUCAUGUUAUGCCUUAAGUCCAAAAAGGUAAACUUUGAAGAUUGUUUGUAUCUUUUUUUAAAAAAGAAAACAAAACAAAAAAACCCCAAAAUAUAUAGAAAUGAUGGAGAAGGAAAAAGAAUGAUGUUCUUUUUUUGUCUUGCAAAUGUUCUAUGUUUUGAAAUUGUGGACACAACAAAGUCUAUUAUUGCAUUAGGUCCAAGGAAACUGAAGUUUGGUGUUAAAUUACAUUGAGAUUAGAAAA